GCGGUUACACGCUUUCGCUUGCCACCAUGGGUUGGACGCUGCCCCCGAUCCACCGCAGCGGAAAGAGCAAAGGUCGCGUGCCCGACGAAGAUGAUGACGACGUUGCUGUCAUGAAGCACUCGGAUCUGUUUGCUGAUUUGGCGCUCUCCCGCACGACAGGCGCUCUCUCGCGACAGAGCCAUACAGGGACGCGCGGUCGGCGCGGCGUGGCCACCGUUUUUGACGUGCUACGGCACCUCGUGCAGCCCAAAUGUGACCUGCGCUUUGCCACGUCAUUGUAUUCGUCCAGCGAGCGGCUUCUUCCAGCGCCAUCUUCGCGCAUGCGUCGACAGCGAAAGCGACCGCUGCGGGGUGUGGACUGGACGCUGCAGCAACGGCUCGUGUACACAUUUGACCGGUGGAUCAGCACACAGCACGGGCAAAUGACCUCGCUCGUCGUGUUUGGCUUGGCGCUCAACUUUAUCUGCGCGCCGUGGGUCAUGCUGUCGCACGAAUUGUCCUAUUCGGAAGCCGUCUGGGCGUCCUGGCUGUACCUGAGCGACCGCGCCAACCAGCAAUUUGCUGUCGACACGGUGCAGCGCAUCGUGGGUGUCUUGCUCACGCUCGGCGGGUUUAUCUUCCUCGACGUUGUCAUUGGUGUCAUUGUCGACGACAUUCGCGCCAAGUUGAACGGCCUCAAGACCGGUCGCUCCAAAGUGCUCGAAGUUCACCACACCCUCGUACUUGGGUGGAGCGACCGAGCCAUCAACUUUGUCAAGGAGCUUUGUCGGGUGAAACGCGGCGGCGUCAUUGUCUUCCUUGUCGACGGCCCAAUCGAGCCCAUCGAGUACGCGCUCCACACGCACAUUGCACUGUCCGACCUCGAUGGCACCACAGUCGUGUUUCGCUCUGGCAACGCCCUCGUGCCAGCCGAGCUCCUCCGCGUCGCGGUUCUCAAUGCGCGGUCCGUCACCAUUCUUGCAUCCCACGACGAAGUCGACAAGUCGGACGCAAUGGUUUUGCGCACCUUGCUCUGUCUUCGGUCGCUUCCGAGCUGGGACGGUCCUAUUGUGGCCGACGUUGGUGACAUUGACAACAGCCCGCUCCUCCAGCUUGUGGGCGGCCCCAAGUUUCACUCGGUCAUCUCCCAAGACCUCGUCGGUCGCCUCUUGGUCAUGUGUGGCCGGUCGCCCGGCCUCGCCAAAGUCUACGAAACCCUUCUCGGGUACCGCGGCACGUCGCUGUUUUGCGAGCCCGCGCCGGCGGCCGCGUGUGGCGUGGCGUUCGGACACCUUCAGAAACACCUGUGCGACGGCAUCGUGAUUGGUCUGCAAGAGGCGUCGGGCGCUGUGCUACUGAACCCACCCCUGCUCCGCCCGGUAUCGCCAGGCGAAAGCUUGAUUGUGCUGGCCCACACCAGGAGAGGUUUCAAGGUCGAGGUGAGCCCGGUCGUCGUACCCGAGCUUCGACCCCACACGCGGGACCGACGCACUUCGACCGUUGUCGUCAAGCAAACCAUUCUCAUUUGCGGGUGGCGCCGGGACCUUCGCGAUAUGCUUGUGAAACUGGACGAACUUUGUCCAUUUGGCUCGGAGGUGCACCUUUUUAACGAAGUCGACACCAGGACGAGAACAGAGACGCUCUUGGAAGCCGGCUUGGACACGGCGCGUUUGCACAACAUUUCGCUUGUUCACUGGACGGGGAAUCCCGCGAUUCGCCGGCACCUCCGAAGCAUUGUCUUGGCGCAGUACGACUACUUUAUGGUGGUCACGGACAUGGCCCGCGAAGACGAUGUCUUGGCCUGCGACUCGCACGUGCUCGCGACCGUCCUCCUCUUGCGCACGGAAGAGGCUUUGCAAGCUGCGCGCCACGGUGGCGUCGGCAGCAAGAAGCCGUGCAUCGCCGAAAUCCUCGACCCGCGUACGCACAAGACCAUCAGCCACAACAGCAACAUUCGCGAGAGCGCCGACUUUGUUCACUCGACAGCACUGGUCACGUGCGUGCUCGCCAUGAUUGCGCACAACGCGUCGCUGGAGCCGAUUCUGAACGAGCUUCUCGGUGGCCACGGUCCGUCGUUUGAUAUUGUGCCAGCCUCCCGGUACUGCGGCCCGCGCGAAUUUUUGUCUUUUUUCGAGCUUGCUCAACGCGCGCAGCAGCUCCAAGAGGUCGUGUGUGGCUACCAGAGCUUGGACGCAAACCAGACCAUUCUGAAUCCGGUCGAGAAGCAGAUCCCCAAGGCAUGGGAGCGCUCGCGCAUCAUUGUCCUCCGAGACACACAGUGGUCGCAUUUUCGAAAGCACGUCGGAACGCUGGUUGUAGCCUGCGAUGCGUUUUACCAAGCGCUGCGUCGGCGGCACUGCCGGCUCCUGCUCGAGAGUGAGAGUACCAAGUCGAUGUCUGGACCGUUGCGCCGGCAGCCGUCAAGCUUGCGGCCACUCGCCGAAGACGUUGUCAGCGGCACCGACGACUUUUCUCCUACUGACAACAGCAUUGACGCGAUCGUGUCCAGUCGCAUCGGCAGCUGUCGAAGCGUCUCGCACCGGAACAGCGCAACGUCCGAGUAUGACGACGACGACGCUGACACGAGCGCUAUGGGGCGCCCGGCCUUCAACUUUUGCGCGUACCGGCAAGCGAUUGCCGCGCGGGAAGUGCGCGAGCUCAAAGAAUUCAACGCUAAUCGGCUAAGUAGUCGAAAAGCGAGCAAACUCUCGGUGCUCGAACUCGUGGCGACUGACACGGUGCUCCAAGAGUGCCACCGCGACCGCCGGAGCACGAUCGCCGGGUCGACGACGAUGCUGCUGCCGCCCGUGCACGGCCACCGCGGCAGCGUCGACAUGGAUCUGACCUUGCACAACCCGCUCACGGUGCUGAAAGCCCAGCGGGAAAUGCGCCGCACGAGUCUCCACCACGUCUCGGCCGUCCCCAACCUCUUGGAUUUGGUCAACUCGGACGCAUCAUUUCGAAUGGUAGACAAGAGCCCUGGUCCAACCUCACCGGCGCUGCGUAUACACGACACACAGCUGCCGACAAGAACGCUGCUUGUCGACGGUACAAAAGAGCAACAUGACCACCGCCAUCCCCUCGGAGCUCUGGACGAGGCAACGCAGCGACGCAUGGGCUCCCAUCGCGAUCCAUUGCCACACUUGAGCUCCCACCAUUCGCUGCUGCGAACUCUGCCGCUCGAUAUUGAACUCGUACUAGCCCAGUUGCAGUCGCUACUGGAGAAACGAAAGGAGUCAGCGACGACGAGUUGUCCCGAGGCGUCAUGUGGGGAUCUGCCAGCAAAAGUUCGUGCAGUGCCGCCCCCACCCCCACCCGAAACCAACCAACCGCCGGUGAGCGAGGUAUUGAAGGACGGUAAUUCCGUCCUCUAACACAAUAUAAUGCGUGGUCCUUCGUCCCUAGACCCAAUUGCACA
Molecule: messenger RNA, 3397 nt
Organism: Saprolegnia diclina VS20
Lineage: Eukaryota; Oomycota; Saprolegniomycetes; Saprolegniales; Saprolegniaceae
Exons: 8
Coding region: 27-3353 (1108 amino acids)
Biological process (GO): monoatomic ion transport
Source: RefSeq, a predicted model, not a curated record